AUGACCAGCCUGGUUAACAUGGUCUCGGCUACCAGGGAAAGGCUUCUAUAUCUGAUGUCUGCAAGAGGAUCACCUUUCGGGGUAGACAUGGAUUUGUCUCCUUAUUGCGAGGCACUGCAGAAUAUCGUUGAUGCAUUGAUGUUGGUACGAUCCAAAACAGAAACAGAACGACAAUCUGAGAGGAUUUUAGAAGUUAAAAGAAGGAUCAGAAGCCUGCUGUUUACAAUUGAGAACGAGGUGGAGCUUUAUGGCCUCCAACAUGAAUCUGGAGGAUCUGGAAGUGGAUACAAGGUCAGGGGUAUCAUCCGUAGUUGCAUACAAGGUCUUAACAAAAGUCGCGCAAAGUUGGAUAUCAUCCAUAACCAGCUCAGUGACGCUGUCGUCGAGUACAACAGAGAACAAGCUCCGGAUCUACCUAUGGUCAAUCAUGAUAUAAGAAGUAUAAAUGAUAUAAGAAGUAUAAAAGUUUCCCACACUUCAGAAAAGGCCCAACGGCUGGUUUCUCGAGCUAAUUACUCCAACGACUUGGAACAUACUGUUGGAUUGGAGGAGGCCAUAAGUCGACUGGUAAAAGUUUUAGUCCCUGGAGACACUGAUGCCAAAGUAGUGAUUGCUUCCAUUUGCGGCGAAGGUGGAAUCGGCAAAACAACCCUUGCAAACAAAGUGUACAACCAGCAUCAGAUCCGGAGUCAUUUUGAGUGUUUCGCCUGGGUCUACGUCGGUAUCAACUGGACGAUUAGAGAUAUCUUGGUCAAUAUACUCCACCAAUUGCUUCCCUCGCGACUGACCAAGAAGAACAAAGAGUUGAUGAUGAUGACGAUGGUGGACGUUGAGGACGUGGAGUUGGCUCAACAGGUACACGAAGUUCUACAAGAAAAUGUUUGCCUAAUUGUGCUGGACAAUUGUUGUACCUAUGAAUUCUGGGAUAGCCUGCGCAUGGCCUUGCCAACCGAGGAGGAGAAUGCUAGCAGAUUCAUCCUUACCACUCGGCAGAGGGAUUUAGCUGUUCGUGUUGGUGCGGGAUUCAUCUGGGACAUGCAAAAUCUCGAUCCCGACCAAAGCUGGGAAUUAUUCUCCUAUUGGCGAGACUUAGCGUUCAAGGACGAUUUUUAG
This is a messenger RNA of Coffea arabica (coffee), 1113 nucleotides long. The record is from RefSeq and is a predicted model, not a curated record. Lineage: Eukaryota; Viridiplantae; Streptophyta; Magnoliopsida; Gentianales; Rubiaceae.